Frankliniella occidentalis (western flower thrips) is the source of this 1414-nucleotide messenger RNA. Its product is annotated as phenoloxidase-activating factor 2. The record is from RefSeq and is a predicted model, not a curated record. Gene Ontology annotation, biological process: proteolysis. Lineage: Eukaryota; Metazoa; Arthropoda; Insecta; Thysanoptera; Thripidae. Gene Ontology annotation, molecular function: serine-type endopeptidase activity.
GAGCUCGGUGCCCCGCUGUCCGGGUGAGAUCGACGUGUGCUGCAGAGUGCCCUCUGGUGACACCACGCCCAGCCCAAGCCCGAGCCCGCAGCCGGAUUACCCCGACCCGCAGCCGCAACCCUCGCCAGACUACCCCGAGCCGCAGCCACAACCGCAGCCCCAGCCGCAGCCACAGCCGCAGCCGCAGCCCGUGCCGGACGAGCGUCACCAGAGCAACGUGUUGGUGCCCCAGGCCGGGUGCGGCGUCAAGCGCCUGCAGGCCACGUCGCUGAGGAUCCUCACCCCAGAGGGCGCUCCGGACGACACGGCCACGUUCUUCGCCGAGUUCCCCUGGAUGCUGGCGGUGCUCUUGGAGGAGCGCAUCGCGGACGGGCGGCCGCUGAACCGCUUCAAGUGCGGCGCGUCCCUCAUCACCCCCUCCGUGGCGCUCACCGCCGCGCACUGCAUCAUCGGGCAGGAGCCGUCGGCCCUCAAGGUGCGCGCCGGCGAGUGGGACACGCAGAACCGGUCCGAGCCGCUGCCUCACCAGGACCGCGGCGUGACGCGCGUCGUGCUGCACCCCAACUACCGAGCCGGCCCGCUCUACAACGACGUGGCCCUCAUCUUCCUGGACACGCCCUUCGAGCUGGCCGACAACGUGGACACCGUCUGCCUGCCCGACCAGGGCCAGACGUUCUACGGCAACCGCUGCUACGCCACUGGCUGGGGGCGCGACUCGUUCGGCUCGACCGGCGCCUACCAGAAGAUCCUGCGAAAGGUGGACCUGCCCAUGGUGCCCAACAACGAGUGCGAGUCCAGACUGCGGCAGACUCGGCUCGGGCCAUUCUUCAGACUCCACAACAGCUUCGUGUGCGCCGGCGGUGAGGAGGGCCGCGACACUUGUCAGGGCGACGGCGGCGGCCCACUGGUCUGCCCCAUGCCCGGGGACCCCGGCCGCUACGCCCAGGUGGGCGUCGUCGCGUGGGGCAUCGGCUGCGGGGAGAACGCCAACCCCGCCGUGUACGCCAGCGUCGCCAACGCCAUGGGAUGGAUCAACAGCCAGCUCGGCUAGGUGACUUGAACGCACCUCGCAACGUCAUUUCAAUUCAUGCGUCCAGUGUAGCACCUCUACUAAAGACGAUUAGUGCUCUGAUUUAGUCGCUAGUGGGCUGGUGUAUACUAAGCGAUUAAGCGUGCUCCCCCCGUCCUGUGGUUCCCGGGCGAGGGGUGCAGAGCAGACCGGGCACGUUACUUGACGUGAGAAAUGUUGCCGAAUCACCCCGAUUCACCCCAAGUUUCAGAAACGUUUUUCGUAUAAUGGUCUGCGCCUUUUCGACAUUCAUCGUCCCUCUCUUCGACGCCUACCAUUUUUAUUCAUCGACACGAUCUUGCUUUGUACUCAACUGUCAACCCAAUAAUAAAAUGCGUAAAAAUA